CCCAUCAGAGAAACUGGCUCAAAGAGUUGCUAUGAAGUGCCCUGGACCUCCAGAGAGCUCGAGACUUGUCUCCUGCCUGGAAAAUGCCUUAGCCAGAGAGGCUAGGAUUUGGAAAGUGCCAGUUUUCCAGACUCUCACCCUGAAGGGCACAGAUAUCUCUCUGUCCUGUUACAAGAAAGCAGUUCUCUGGAUUGCAGAAAUAAGCUCUCAGUUCCAGUUUCACCCUGAAACAUUUGCCUUGGCUACCAGCAUCUUUAACCGGCUAUUGGCAUCGGUGAAGGCCCAAUUAAAAUAUCUUCAGUGCAUAGCAAUUUCCUGCCUUGUCCUUGCAGCAAAAACCAACGAAGAAGACGAGGUAAUACCAUCGGUGAGGAUGCUUGCAGUGCAGAGUGGUUGUAAACGCUCUCCAGCUGAGAUCUUGAGAAUGGAAAGAAUCAUACUAGAUAAGCUUCACUGGGAUCUUUACACAGCAACACCCAUGGAUUUCUUAAACAUUGUAAGCACUAAGUUUUUGCAAUUUUUAAUUUUUUUUUUCUUUAAAGAAACAGCUCCUUAAUCAAAGAAGACUAGAAAACACAGAUGCACACACAUACACACACCCACACAUCCUUCCCAAGCUACAACGACCUGUUCUUAGCUAUCUCCAAGUCUUUUGA
This is a messenger RNA of Antrostomus carolinensis (chuck-will's-widow), 656 nucleotides long. RefSeq names its product cyclin-I. Bases 32 to 556 code for a protein of 174 amino acids. The record is from RefSeq and is a predicted model, not a curated record. The transcript is spliced from 4 exons. Lineage: Eukaryota; Metazoa; Chordata; Aves; Caprimulgiformes; Caprimulgidae.